AUGCGCAUAAGUACCCAAGAGGAAGCAGCUCGUGCUUAUGACAUAGCAGCAAUAGAGUACAGAGGCAUCAAUGCAGUGACCAACUUUGACUUGAGCACUUACAUAAGAUGGUUAAAGCCAGAAGCAGCAGGUAAUCCGAUCGGUGGUCUUGAAUCGGAGGUCGCAACAGAGCCUCAAACAGUGCCACCAAUUACAAACUAUGCACCAACAGAUCAGGAUCAAUCCCCAUUCUUGAACACUGGUAAUGCUAGUAAUUUCAUGAUCUCUGAUAAUGACUUGAAGUACCUUCCCUCAAAGCCAGAAGUAGUCUUCCAAAGCAAAACCCCUCUACUAAGCAGUCCUGGCAUUUGCACCAAGUCAGCUUCUCCAACUGCUCUCGGUCUUCUACUUCGGUCUUCAGUAUUCAGAGAACUGGUGGAGAAGAACUCAAACGUUUCAGAGGAUGAAACCGACGGUGAAGAGAUCGCAUAUAACCAGACGCAGGUUGGUUGCGAUAGUGAUGAUCAGUAUGAUGGAUUCUUCUUUGAUGGGAUUAGUGAUAUCCCAUUCGUCUGCAGCUCCAACAGAGAUGGCAUAGAGGUGUAAGAAGGAAAAGAGCUCCAUUCUGUCGUGGUCACUGUUACAAGGAGAAUGAAAAUAGCCAGGCAAUACGUGGUUUUCCUUAAACUACAAGCUAUUAGCUCCCGAGUUGGGGAUGUGAAAAUAACAACGAAUUUCAUUUGAAAAAAAAAAAAGAAAAAAAAAAAGCGUAAUGAUUUCUGUUACUAGUAAAUAAGAGAAUUGGUCCAUCAAUUCAAAAGUAUUAUUGGGGACUUUGAUGGUCCAAGUUAAAUUGUACAAGCUUUUUGCAACAUUGGAAAGAUUUGCAAGGUAAUCAGAUCCAAACGA
Morus notabilis is the source of this 888-nucleotide messenger RNA. RefSeq lists its product as uncharacterized. Gene Ontology annotation, molecular function: DNA-binding transcription factor activity; DNA binding. NCBI's taxonomy places the organism in Eukaryota, Viridiplantae, Streptophyta, Magnoliopsida, Rosales, Moraceae. Gene Ontology annotation, biological process: regulation of DNA-templated transcription. The transcript has 2 exons. The coding region runs from base 1 to 585 and encodes 194 amino acids. The record is from RefSeq and is a predicted model, not a curated record.